AUCAAUGCAUUCAAAAAAUAAAUAGAAAGAAAAAGGAAAGUCAAAUUUGCUCUUCAAGCCCCUUCCGUAGAUUUCACACACAAUGUAACCCCUCAACUUUUCAAAUUUCAGUCUUGGCUCCGUAGGUUUUGGAAGAGUGAAGACAGUACGUUGCAGAAAAGCAUUUCAAAAAGCUGAAACGAUAUCAAAUCAACGGCUACUUCUGUGAAAACUCGUUUGCUAUUUCUCAGUUACACCAAUUCUCGCUCGUCUUGAAUAAACCAGUUAUGGUUCUUGGUAAAGAACUUCACACACAGUAUGUGUGAUGUAACCCCUCUCAAGUGAAAAAAGGUGGAAGAAUCGGUGAACAGAGGAUGGGAGUGAAGAACCUUUGGGAUAUCUUGGAAUCUUGCAAGAAAACUCUUCCUCUUCACCAUCUCCAUCGAAAUGUAGGUGCUUUUUUGGUGAUAUGAUUAUUGUCUAGGAACAAGAGGGUGUGCGUGGAUUUGUCUUGUUGGAUGGUUCAACUUCAAAAUGUCAAUAAAUCGCAUUGUCCGACGAAUGACAAGCUUUAUUUGAAGGGUCUGUUCCACCGCCUCAGGGCCCUCAUUGCUUUGAAUUGCAGCCUUAUCUUCGUUACUGAUGGCGCGAUUCCUGCUAUCAAGUUAUCUACAUAUAGGCGCCGCUUGAAUGUUGGAAAUGAGGCCAUUCAAGAUGCUGGAAAUCCUCGCAAUGUAUCAGUUAAAAGAAAUAAGGGAUCUGAAUUUUCAUGUAUGAUUAAAGAAGCCAAAUUUCUGGGUGUGGCCCUUGGGGUUCCAUGUUUAGAUGGGAUUGAGGAGGCUGAAGCUCAAUGUGCAUUGCUUAACUCAGAAUCGUUAUGUGAUGGGUGUUUCACAUCAGAUUCAGAUGCCUUUCUGUUUGGUGCAAGAACAGUUUAUAGAGAUAUUUGUCUUGGAGAAGGUGGAUAUGUUGUUUGCUAUGAAAUGGAUGAUAUCGAGAGACAACUCGGGUUUGGAAGGAAUUCCCUGAUCACUCUUGCUAUUCUUCUUGGCAGUGAUUAUACCCAAGGAAUUCGUGGUUUUGGGCCGGAGUCAGCUUGUCAGAUUGUGAAAUCUAUUGGUGAGUCAGCUGUUCUUCAGCGGUUUGCAUCAGAGGGAUUAUCAAUUGCAAAGAAGCAAAAAAGCUCAAAAAAGAAGGGCCAAAUGUAUAAGGAUAAGAAGAAUAAUGCUGAUAGUGAGAGGGAUUUUAAUGGAAUUGAAUGUGAUUUAGCUGUAGACAAUAAGUUCUUGCAAGUGAUCAAUGCAUACUUAAUGCCAAAGUGCCAUUCAGCAGACUCAGAUGCUGUGCACAGGGUUCUUGCUCUUUAUCCAUUCAAUCACAGCCAACUGCAUCAGAUUUGUGCUCAAUUUUUUGACUGGCCUCCUGAAAAGACAGAUGAGUACAUCCUUCCAAAGAUUGCUGAAAGAAACUUGAGGCGAUUUGCUAAUCUUCGUUCAACCUCGUCGGAAUUAGGACUCCAUCUGCCAAUUAAUGAGAUACCAGUGAAGUGUCCUAUAUCUAGCAUCAUCAAGCAAAGGAAAUUCCAGGGAAGAGACUACUUUGAGGUUUCUUGGGAAGACAUGGAUGGGCUCAAAGCAUCCGCCGUCCCAGCUGAUCUGGUGGAGAGUGCUUGCCCUGAAAAGAUUCUGGAAUUCCACGAAAGAAAAGCGGAAAAACAGAAAGCCGCUCGUAGAUCAAGGCCGAAGCAAUCCAACAAAAGAGCAGCAGAGAUGAAGGAAAUUGAGGAUAAACUCCACAAAUUGCUGCUUGACAUUGAACAAGAAAGUAGUACCACAAGUAAUGCUGUUAGCUUAGGUGCAUUGUUGCCACAGAAGAUCCCAACUAAUGCGCAUGUUGAUCUGGAUGAAGGACGGUUGCACCUUAAUGCUAAGUCAGUAAGAAUUAGUCGAAAAGAUAAUGGCAGCAGCAACGUGGGAAGCUCUGGUUCUGGUUACUAUUCCACUGCUUCAGCAUCUUUAGAAACAGAAAUCAUUGAUCUUGUUAGUCCACCACCACGCGUACAUUCCCAUGAGGUCUUAAAAUGCCAAGAGGUGAGGAAUAUCGACGUGAUUGAGUUGAGUGAUACGGACGAUGCGUCACCUGAACAUGCCAGAAAAGCAAGGGAGUUGAGAUUGUUUAUGGCCAGUGUUAGAGAUGAAAACUUGUAGUUGACAGUACAGAGAUAUACGUUCGAUCAAGGCCUGUCUUGAUCAAGAGGUGUACUUUAUGUCAUGCUCUUUUUUUUAUUUUUAUCAGUGUACUGUGGACUGAUAAAACCCAGCUUCGAUGAUAAAUAUACAGAACUUUGUAAUAUCUUAUUGUAUAUAUG
Messenger RNA from Sesamum indicum (sesame), 2347 nucleotides. RefSeq names its product single-stranded DNA endonuclease family protein. Gene Ontology annotation, molecular function: 5'-flap endonuclease activity; DNA binding. NCBI's taxonomy places the organism in Eukaryota, Viridiplantae, Streptophyta, Magnoliopsida, Lamiales, Pedaliaceae. The record is from RefSeq and is a predicted model, not a curated record.